Messenger RNA from Mauremys reevesii (Reeves's turtle), 1251 nucleotides. Its product is annotated as olfactory receptor 52M1-like. Gene Ontology annotation, cellular component: membrane. Gene Ontology annotation, molecular function: olfactory receptor activity; G protein-coupled receptor activity. The record is from RefSeq and is a predicted model, not a curated record. Gene Ontology annotation, biological process: G protein-coupled receptor signaling pathway. NCBI's taxonomy places the organism in Eukaryota, Metazoa, Chordata, Testudines, Geoemydidae.
AUGUCAGAUUCCAACACAACCGACUUCACCAACUCCACCUUCAUCCUGCUGGGUAUUCCCGGCCUGGAGGCUGCCCAUGUCUGGAUCUCCAUCCCCUUCUGCACCAUGUACGCCAUAGCCGUCUUGGGGAACUUCACCAUCCUAUUCAUUGUGAAGAUGGAGCUGAGCCUCCAUGAGCCCAUGUACUAUUUCCUCUGCAUGUUGGCCAUCACUGACCUGGUCAUGUCCACGUCCAUCCUACCCAAAAUACUGAGCAUCUUCUGGUUCAAUUCCAGGGAGAUCGAUUUCAGUGCCUGCCUCACCCAGAUGUACUUCAUUCACUGCUUCUCAAUGAUGGAGUCUGGGAUCUUCGUGGCCAUGGCUUUUGAUCGUUAUGUGGCCAUCUGUGAUCCCCUGAGACAUUCCACCAUCCUGACAAAUCCUGUGGUUGUCAAGAUCGGCCUGGCCGUGGUGCUGCGCGGUGGCAUGUUCGUACUGCCCUAUCCCAUCCUGGCGAGGCAGUGGCCAUAUUGCAGAACCAACAUCAUCCCCCACACGUACUGCGAGCACAUAGCCGUAGUGAAACUGGCCUGCGCAGACAUCCGUGUCAGUAGUUACUACAGCCUCUCUAUGGCAAUCUUGUUGACUGGUCUGGAUGUGUUUUUUAUCACCGUGUCCUAUACCCAGAUCCUCAGGGCCAUCUUCAGCCUCCCCACAAAGGACGUUCCGCUCAAGACUUUUGGGACCUGCAGCUCCCACCUCUGUGCCAUCUUAAUCUUUUACAUCCCAGGUCUCUUCUCCUUCAUCACGCACCGGUUUGGCCACAAUGUGACUCUGUAUUUCCACAUUCUCCUUGCCAACGUGUACCUCCUGGUUCCCCCCAUGCUGAACCCCAUCAUCUAUGGGGUGAGGACCAAACAGAUCCGGAACAGGCUGCUCCAGCUUUUUACUGAUAAAGGAACUAAAGUGAUGGUGUCUGGGAUCCUCGUGGCUAUGGCUUUUGAUCUCUAUGUGGCCAUCUGCGACCCCCUGAGACAUUCCACCAUCCUGACAAACUCGGUGGUGGCCAAGAUCGGCCUGGCCAUGGUGCUGCGUGGCAUCAUGGUCAUACUGCCCUAUCCCUUCCUGGCAAGGCAGUGGCUAUCUUGCAGAACCAACAUCAUCCCCCACACGUACUGUGAGGGCAUAACUGUGUUGAAGGUUGCAUGCGCUGACAUCUGCGUCAGUAGUUACUACACCCUCUCUGUGGCAUUCUUGAUAACUGUCACAUGA